Harpegnathos saltator (Jerdon's jumping ant) is the source of this 1311-nucleotide messenger RNA. RefSeq lists its product as uncharacterized. The record is from RefSeq and is a predicted model, not a curated record. The coding region runs from base 1 to 1311 and encodes 436 amino acids. NCBI's taxonomy places the organism in Eukaryota, Metazoa, Arthropoda, Insecta, Hymenoptera, Formicidae. The transcript has a single exon.
AUGGACAUAAGGAAGACAUUACUUCCAUACUCUGGACCAUGGACGUCUGUACAUUACAAUAAGAUCUUUCAUCCAAACCUUUGCCACGUUUGCAAGAAGACUACGGAAGUGAUAAAUUUGACAACAUGUGAUCGGUGUUUUUCUAUCUCUUACUGCUCUGAAGAUCACAAAAACCUGCACUUUCCUCAACACAGCGGGAUUUGCACAGCUAUAGAAAAGUUCUUAAAAAACAACCCGCAAUAUCUUACUCGCCGCUUUGAUCAUAUCGAAUGGUCCAAAACACAAAAUAAAUUUCGUCUAUCAAUUGAACAGGAUCUAGGGCGUGCGCUUGAGAAUUACGAAACUGAAAUGUUCUUCUUCGCUAGAUCAUGCUUUAUUUGUUUUCAGCAGACUGGACUGUAUUCCUGCAAAAAAUGUUUGUCCAUCGACUAUUGUCUUGAACACAAAAAAGAAUUCGCACACCAACAUGAACAAUUUUCCUGCGACCGUUUCACAACAUGGCUCAAUCUUGAGCUCUCAAAUGUUCAGUAUGAAAAUACAGUUUCAUUAUCAUUAAAAUUUAUGAAGCUGCCCGAUAACGAUAGAUCUUUGAAUAAUAUGGAAAAAUUUAUAGAAGAAUAUGUACAAAACAAAAAGGGCGAAUGGAAUAUCUUGGAUUACAUCUAUAGCGACUACGUGUCAGGACCGCUCUCGGUAUAUUAUGGUAUGUUACAUGCGGGAUUAUCUGAUGUUCUACUGACAGCAUCUACCUAUGUCAUUCAUAUUAUAGAAGCAGAUUCCAUAGAAAGAAACGGUUUACCAGCUUGGGAAAUAUUGUUACAUCUUUUCCCAAAUAUACAAGUGCUAAUAGUUGUAUUGUUAGGAACUGACUUACAAUAUGAACUUGGUAUACAGGAUAUUUGUCCUCGUUGCGUUUGCAAUAAGAAGAAAUUUAUCUAUGAAUGUUGUGGUGUGUUGUAUAGCAAUUAUAUGAUUACUCCGACGUAUGGAAGGGCGGACCUGAUUGUAGUUUUUGAAGUAUUCGAUUCUGAAUUAUUGGGCGAAUGUUUAAAAACAAUGCAAUCUCAAGAAUGUCCUGUACUUUUAACUUCUUUAAAGGAGGACACAGCGUUAUGUGACAUAGCUGAGAUUCACAAAGUUCUGGGUAGAGAUGUAUGUCCUGUUAUCGGAACUGAAAAUAAAUUCAGGUCUUUAAGACCAUACAGAGACUUUCAAUAUAUUUUUUAUCGUAAUUCUUUUUUGACUGUUUACAAAACAUUAAACAAUACAAACAGUACGAUUGAAAGCAGUAAUGAAAAAAGUAACGUAUAA